Olea europaea var. sylvestris is the source of this 851-nucleotide messenger RNA. RefSeq names its product photosystem II reaction center W protein, chloroplastic-like. The transcript has 2 exons. Gene Ontology annotation, biological process: photosynthesis. Gene Ontology annotation, cellular component: chloroplast; photosystem II. The coding region runs from base 160 to 561 and encodes 133 amino acids. The record is from RefSeq and is a predicted model, not a curated record. NCBI's taxonomy places the organism in Eukaryota, Viridiplantae, Streptophyta, Magnoliopsida, Lamiales, Oleaceae.
AGAUGAGAGGCUAUCUAUUCAUCCAAGCCACGUGGAUUCCCUGCACUCAUUUUGAUCAAAUGAUAUUAAUUUUUCUUUUCCUUUCCUCAAAACAAACUGAUACUCCUUGCGUGGUGUUGCUGAGAGCGGAUCAUUUCAUUCAAUUCCCAGUCGAGUAAAAUGGCCACCUUUUCUGCUGGCACUGCAACCUCAUCUCUUGCACGUGCUGCCCUCAUGCAAAAGGCAUCCGUCGCAAGGCAUUCAUCCGUUCUUGGGUUGCCAUCAAUGGCAAAGAUGGGAAAAAUGAGAUGCUCCAUGGAGGGAAAGCCUCAAGAGAGUGACUCAAAUUUAGGCAUGGGAGCAUCUUUAAUGGCAGCUGCCACCUGCGCCGUCACCAUGUCCGGUCCGGCCAUGGCUCUUGUGGAUGAGCGAAUGAGCGCGGAGGGAACUGGCCUCCCUUUUGGCUUGAGCAAUAACCUACUUGGUUGGAUCCUUUUGAGUGUGUUUGCGUUGAUUUGGUCUCUUUAUACUGUCUACACUUCCACUCUUGAAGAGGAUGAGGAUUCAGGGCUGUCCCUUUGACGAUGAAGUUUUAUAGUAUUUUUUUGUAAUACUAUGUUGAUUCUUGUCUAAACUUUUGAAAUGCUGUUUUAUUGUGCUUUUCUAGUUCUGCUUCUUGCAAUUAGGGCCAUCUUAUGGUACAAUUAUUGUGCUAUAUUGUGCAUUGCACGUGUUAGCUAGAUAUGCUUGGUUUAGAUGCUGUUAUGGGCAUAUCCUAGUAGCACCUUCUUUCUCUGUGCCACAACACAAGAUUUAUGUGCAGAGAAUGCAAGCAUUCAAGAAAUUGAGUGAAUCUCCUUUGACAUUUUCAA